AUGAGAAAAUCACUUGGUGCCUUUGAAAAGAUAAGUCCUUCCAAUACCAGCAAGUGUGAAGAAUGUAUCCAAGAGCCAAGAAGAAAGGAAGUAAUCGAAAUAGUUCAAUCUUUAAAAAAAAGUGGAGUUAUCCUCAACUCACAACCUAACAUCGAUAAUAUCAUCGUCCCUCGAAUCAAAGAAUCAACAAUCAAAUCAACCACUAUAGCUAUUAUCGACACACGCCCACCAGAAGUUGAUAUCAUCUUGAAAAAUGAAAAAAAUCAACCUUGCACCCACUCAAUGACAUGUUCUGAAAUUCACAAGCUCAAUAAUGGUACAACAAAUUGCAUAUGUGCAAUUUUCCAUAGCCCAACAGCAAAGGAUGCAAUCUCAAAUGGUCUCAAAGGACUUAUUAGCUCAAAAAUAAUCAUCAUGGAUGACCAACAAUUCCAACAAGGUGUAGACUCAUUGAGAGGUUUAAAGUUGGAUGAAAUAGCAGCAAAUUGGGAAAUCCAAGUCAAAUGUUCAUGUGGAGAAUCAUUCACCCUUUAUUAUUGCAAUUUUAGAAUUUUUGAAAAGCUAAAAAAAUUAUUCGAUGGAUGCAAAUGUCGCCAGGAUACCACAUCUUCACCUUCAUGGAGAAACACCUUUCUUGACAACAUCAAAUUCCUCCAAUCGAUUGGAGUCGAAUCAAAUGUAGUUGAAAUUGAAAAUAGAUUGAAGAAAAGUAAGUCUCAAUUUGAAUUCAAUUCACUUGAACCAAGCAUCAAUAUCAAGUACAAGAAUAUAUCUAAUUACAUUGGAAAUUCAGAGCUAUAUACUGAGAAACGAUUCACCAAAUUUUUGAAUGGUUUACACCAAUGGUUAGACUGCAUGGAAAAAGGAAAAGACAAUCAAACGAUUAGAAAAACAAAGGAAUUAAUCGAAAUGGGAGUUGUAUCUUCUUCAUGUCUUAAUCAAGUCAUUAAUGAUUCUUCUAAAAAAAAGAUUACCCUCAUAUUGGAUGCUUGUCUCCGCGAAAUCACAAUGGUCCUUGGAAAACAACCCAUCAACGAAGUUAUUUUAAAACUUGUGUGCGAUGAAUGUUCACCCAGCGAUCUAGUGCUUAAUGGAUUCCAAAACUAUAUUCGAACAAAGAAAGGAAUUUCAACCAAUGAAAUACAGGCAAUUGAAAGAAUUGUCAAAUCAAAUCACCCUUUUGAGGAAUUAAUCCUUAUAGACGGUAGAACUAUUUAUGGCAAAACAUUUGCCAAUAAUCAUUAA
Cavenderia fasciculata is the source of this 1245-nucleotide messenger RNA. RefSeq lists its product as uncharacterized. The transcript has a single exon. NCBI's taxonomy places the organism in Eukaryota, Evosea, Eumycetozoa, Acytosteliales, Cavenderiaceae. The record is from RefSeq and is a predicted model, not a curated record. Bases 1 to 1245 code for a protein of 414 amino acids.